Taeniopygia guttata (zebra finch) is the source of this 705-nucleotide messenger RNA. Lineage: Eukaryota; Metazoa; Chordata; Aves; Passeriformes; Estrildidae. The record is from RefSeq and is a predicted model, not a curated record.
GGGCACACUACAGCCACACUACCACUACGCCCGCCGGGUUCCUGCGGCUCCGGACGGGACAGCCCCACGCACAGCCCCACCCCGCAGGAAGGGCCCUCUUAUGAUUGGCCGCGGGGCGGCGUCGAUCCUUUUCUUUUCCGGUCGCUGGAGCCGCGGUUGCCGCCAUGAAUGACACAGUGACCAUCAGAACCAGGAAGUUCAUGACCAACAGACUUCUGCAGCGCAAGCAGAUGGUGAUCGAUGUUCUUCAUCCUGGGAAGGCCACGGUCCCCAAAACAGAAAUCAGGGAAAAGCUGGCAAAAAUGUACAAGACAACCCCUGAUGUAAUUUUCGUCUUUGGCUUCAGAACUCACUUUGGUGGUGGCAAGACAACAGGUUUUGGCAUGAUCUAUGAUUCCCUGGACUAUGCAAAGAAAAAUGAACCAAAGCACAGGCUUGCCAGGCACGGCUUGUAUGAAAAGAAAAAGACUUCCAGGAAGCAGCGAAAAGAGCGUAAGAACAGAAUGAAGAAAGUCAGGGGCACAGCCAAGGCAAACGUUGGUGCUGGCAAGAAGAAGAAAUGAAGUAUCUGCAGUAAAUGAACAUUCUUCAGGUGGAAAACAGAUAACAGGCAGCAUCAUUCUAUGAAGAAGUAUAGAAUGAAUUACUCUGGAAAGCAGAAGCUGCUCAUCUGACUCUAACAUCAAAUAAACUCUGUCAAUAAAA